CUUACACGUCGCAACAUUCUCCACCCACAAGGGCUCACCCACACCUCACACGCGCGCACACCGCACCGCACUGCCCUCCACUUGGCUCGUCAUCACCCAGCUCAUCGCAUCGCACCCACCACCAACCAGCUCAUCACGCCGCGCUCCGCGCCCCGCGUCCACCAUGGUCCUCCUACGCCGUGGACCGCGCGCAAUGGCCAGCUGGCUGCUCGUCGUCGCCGGCCUGGCUCUGCUGUCGGUCGCUGCGGCCGCAGACCCAGACGUCGCCAUCACGCGCUUCGCAAACCUCCCAAGCAAGCUCUUCUACUUUGAAGACUCGACGCACGUCCUGAUGCACGACGAUGUCAGACAUACAGUGUGGCACUCGGCCGACGAGGGCAAGAGCUGGAAAGAGGUCGAGGACCUGGAAAAGAUCCACCGCCUCAUCGACCACCCGCACAACAAGGAGAUGGCGUUCGCUCUCGGCUCCAAGGAGAAGCACUACGUGACGUACAACCAGGGCCAGACCUGGCAGACGUUUGAGACGCCCGCACCGCCAUCGAUGUCGAGCGCGCCGCUCUCGUUCCACGCCACGCACCACGACUGGAUCCUCUUCCAGGGCCUCGUGUGCGAGAACACGGGCAAGAGCAAGUGGGGCGGAGGGAAGAAGUGCUGGGACGAGACGUACUACAGCAAGGACGCGUUCCGGUCAAAGCCAGAGCUGCUCCUCGCCCAGACGUCCCAGUGCACUUUCGCCCGCUCGUCCAAGUUUGUCCACGGCGCCAAGGAGGAGGAGAUUCUGUGUAUCGCGUUCGACUCCAAGUCGACCUCGGAGCACCGGAUCUCCGACAGCCGCCUCUUCCGCUCGUCAGACUGGUUCGAGACCAAGGAGUAUGUCGACCUCGGACUCGGCAAGCGUGCGCGCGGCGUCGUCGGCCUCGGCGUCGUUUCCAAGUUCUUGGUCGUCGCCAUGCGCGGCUCGCACGGCUCAGAGGUGGCUCGCGCAGCGUCCGACCCCAUGGAGCUCUACGUCAGCACGGACGCGAUCAAGUGGCACAAGGCUCAGUUCCCUCACUCGGCGAUGCCCAGCCUCGUCGAGAACGCGUACACUGUCGUUGAAUCGACAACCCACUCGAUCGCCGUCGACAUUCUGACUACUCCCGGCGCUCAGAUCGGCACCCUCUUCGUGUCCUCUGGUGAGGGCAAGUACUUUGUCGAGUCGCUGCCCGACACGAACCGCAACGAUAACGGCAUCGUCGACUUUGAGCACCUCCAGGGCAUUGAGGGCGUCGGCAUUGCCAACGUCGUGUCCAACCGCGAGCGCGUCGUGGCGUCCAGGGAGCGCAAGAAGCUCACCAGCCACAUCACAUACGACGACGGCUCCAACUGGCGCCGGCUCAAGGCGCCAGCCAAGAAGCUCGAUGGCGGCUCGUGGGACUGCGACACCUCCGACCUGACCAAGUGCUCCCUCCAUGUGCAUGCCGUGACGGUGCCCCACAACCUCGGCUCCGUCUUCUCAUCCACCGCCCCCGGCUUUGUUAUGGCUGUCGGCUCUGUUGGCGAGCACCUCCUGCCCUACGCUGAAUGUGACACGUUCCUCUCGACCGAUGCUGGUGUCUCGUGGAAGAUGGUCCGCGAGGGAGCCCACAAGUACGAGUUUGGCGACCUUGGCAGCGUGCUUGUGCUCGUCGACGACGAGCAGUCGACCGACCACGUCCUCUACUCGUAUGACGGCGGUGCCACCUGGGACAAGCUCGACAUUGGUAUCAGCGUCCGUGCUACUCUUCUGACCACCAUCCCCGACUCGACGUCCCAAAAGUUCCUCCUCCUCGGUGUCGCCCAUCGCCAGUCGUCCAAGGAAGGCCGAUACGCCAUGGUUUUCCUCGACUUUGCUGGCCUCCAGACCCGACAGUGCAAGGACGGCGACUUUGAGAAGUGGUACGCCCGCUCGAGCGAGGACUCGGAGUGCCUCAUGGGCCAGAAGCUUUGGUACGAGCGCCGCAAGCUCGACGCCAAGUGCUACGUCGGCAACAAGUUCCAGGACCCUGUCGGCCACUCAGACAAGUGCAAGUGCACGGAUGAGGACUAUGAAUGCGACUUCAACUACGUUCGCCAGGACGGCAAGUGUGUCGCCGUUGGUCCCGAGAAGCUGCCGGAGGGUGCAUGCCUCAACAACGAGGACUACUACGAGGGUUCGUCGGGCUACCGCCUCAUCCCUGGAAACGUGUGCGAGGGCGGCAGUGAGAAGGACAAGAAGAUCCGCAAGCCCUGCAAGGAGUCUCGUCCAAAUGAAGGCGAGGUCUCGCACGUCGUUCACGAGUUCAAGUCGGGUGUGCUCCGCCACAACUACUUUUCAAAGUCCAAGACUAUUCUCCUCCACCUCCAGGACGGAACCGUCUGGCAGUCGAGCAACGAGGGGUACUCUUGGGCGCAGCUCCAGAAGGGCAAGACCUUCCUGUCCAUUCUCAUGCACCCCUACGACGACCAGCGCGCAUACCUCCUGACUACUGGGCGCGACAUUUACUACACCAAGGACACGGGUCGUUCCUGGAGCUGGAUGACCGCCCCUGCAGACGCCAACCCGCUGCAGAUUACCCUCCUCGACUUCCACCCCACAAAGUCGGACUGGCUCAUCUACACCGGCUCGUUCGACUGCGACGACACCAUGUCCCAGAACUGCCGCGCGGCGGCCUACUACUCGACCAACCACGGCUACUCGUGGAGCAAGAUGGAGGAGUACGUUCGCAACUGCCAGUGGGCACGCGACGAGAAGCUCAAGAUCAACGAGCGGUUGGUCAUCUGCGAGUCGUACAAGAACAAGAAGGGCACUCAGCGCCAGACGGACGGCAACCCCUUACAGCUCAUUGCCGGUGACAACUACUACUCGAACAAGAAGGUUCUCUUCGAUGCUGUCGUGGGUUUCACGACCUUUGACGAGUAUCUCGUCGUUGCCGAGCUUAAACAGGAGACGAACACACUGGCCCUUCAAGUGUCUCUUGACGGCACGCACUUCUCUGAGGGACAGUUCCCUCCCGGCAUGAAGAUCGACAACCACGCGUACACCAUCCUCGAGAGCAACACCGACUCGCUCUUUCUGCACAUGACCAUGAGCAGCGAAGCGCAUCUUGAAUGGGGCACCAUCUUCAAGUCCAAUUCGAACGGCACGUACUUCAGCAUGUCGAUCGAGGACGUCAACCGCGACAGGAAGGGCUUUGCCGACUUUGAGAAGAUGAUUGGUCUUGACGGCAUCGCCAUGGUCAACAUUGUCUCCAACCGCAAGACUGCGGCCACGGAAGGCAGCAAGAAGUACCAGACGAGGAUCACCCACAAUGACGGUGGUACUUGGAAGCCCAUGCCACCUCCUGACCGCGACUCGCUGGGCCAGAAGUAUGACUGCACCAAGAGCUCAUGCGCGCUUCACCUCCACUCCUACACUGAGCGCCGCGACCCCAAGGCAACGUACAGCAGUCCUUCGGCUAUUGGCCUCAUGAUCGGUGUCGGUAACGUCGGCGAGGAUCUUGCCGAGUACAAGGAAAGCGACGUCUUCCUUACCCGAGACGGCGGUUUCCACUGGGAAGAGAUCCGCAAGGAUGCUCACCUGUGGGAGUAUGGCGACUCUGGCUCAAUCAUUAUUCUCGCCAACGACGAAGAGCCUGUGGACCAUGUCCUCUACACCACGGACGAGGGCCUGACGUGGCACACCUAUGCGUUUGACGAGAAGAUCCGCGUCUCCUCGCUUCAGACAGUUCCCGAGGACACUUCGCGACGAUUCUUCCUCAUUGGCAAGAAGACGGGCCACGAGGGCAGCAUCCUGGUGCACCUCGACUUCUCCAGGGUUACCCCGAGGCAAUGCGAGCUCAAGGUCGACGACCCCAACCACGACGACUUCGAACUCUGGAGCCCGAGCCAGAACCGUGACGAGCAGUGCCUGUUUGGCCGCCAGACCCUCUACCACCGCCGCAUUCGUGACAAGGACUGUUACAUUGGCGACCAGAAGUGGGAUGAGACGGCCACCAUCAAGCGUAACUGCACCUGCACCGACACCGACUUUGAGUGCGAGUUCAACUAUGUCCGCAAGGGCGAGAAGUGUGUCCUCGUAGAGGGCGCGCAGCCGCUGUCCAUCAACACGCUUGAGGAGCAGUGUGUGGGUGACGCACAGUACUGGUACGAGCGGACCGAGUACCGCAAGAUCCCAUACUCGUCGUGUGACGGUGGCGAGCGCAUCGACCGAGGCAAGCGCCACGAGUGCCCCGGCCUCAUCAACCGGAGCGGGCUUGGCGCCUUCUUCUGGGGCUCGCUCGCCAUUCUGCCGUUCAUGUGCGCGGGCGUCGCAGGAUGGUGGUAUGUCACCAAGGGCAGCCGACCAGGCGCCAUUCGCCUCGGCGAGCACCGUGCCUAUGGCGGCGGCGAUGCGACCUCGGGCGCGCUCGCUGUCCUUGCCUCUGUACCCUUCUUCCUCAUCGGUGUUGUGGCCGCCGGAUGGUCUGCCGUCGAGCGCCGCCUGCCGUUCAUCGAGGGCCUGUUCACACGGCGCCCCGCGUACCGCAGCGUCCCAAUCGACGAGGACGCUGAAAUUCUUGGGACUUAUGAGGACGAUUAGGUUAUCUCUCUGUGUCGUAGUCUUGAAAAACCGCCUGUAGCA
This is a messenger RNA of Vanrija pseudolonga, 4621 nucleotides long. RefSeq names its product Vacuolar protein sorting/targeting protein 10 (gene VPS10). Gene Ontology annotation, cellular component: Golgi apparatus; membrane. The transcript has 5 exons. Gene Ontology annotation, molecular function: protein binding. NCBI's taxonomy places the organism in Eukaryota, Fungi, Basidiomycota, Tremellomycetes, Trichosporonales, Trichosporonaceae. The record is from RefSeq and is a predicted model, not a curated record. Bases 164 to 4579 code for a protein of 1471 amino acids. Gene Ontology annotation, biological process: Golgi to vacuole transport; protein targeting to vacuole; Golgi to endosome transport.